This is a messenger RNA of Pogoniulus pusillus (Red-fronted tinkerbird), 1266 nucleotides long. RefSeq lists its product as uncharacterized. The record is from RefSeq and is a predicted model, not a curated record. Lineage: Eukaryota; Metazoa; Chordata; Aves; Piciformes; Lybiidae.
AUGGCCACGGUGGAGAGGCUUUUCUGUCUGCUGGAAGCUCACGGUGCCCGCCCGUCCGUGGAAGGGCUGGAUUGGGCCCGUGAGAACUGGAGUAACUGUCAGAGUGUGAUGGACCGGAUUGUGGCCCUGCAGAAGGAGGCACGGGCCAAGUCGGGAAAGGGCAAAGCCUUCAUCUGUGCAGUUUUGGGUGCCUGUUUGGCCGCUUCAAUAGAUGAAAAGCAAAGCCAAAACGGACGAGAGAAUAAAAUCAUUUCCUCCUUGCAGGAGCUGGUAGAUUCCCUGCAAGGACAUAUUGUAACUUUAAAGGACGAAGUGGCAGAUCUUAAGGAUAGAUUAAAAACAGAAGUGGCAAAAGUGGUUUUUGAGGAGGAAGAGUUAAAGCAGACAGAGCCUGCCUCCAUAUACCCCCAGGCAGAACUGGCAGCAGCAGAGGAAGCUGCGGCUCACAUGCGUCCUCUCAUUAAAACCGAGAUGCUGUAUGAGGAUGAGGAUGGCACCCCUGCCAUCACAACCAAAGAGAUACCCUUUUCUUCCACUGAGCUGGCCAAACUGCGUAAAGAGUUUACACGUUCGGCUGGAGAGUCUGAGGUGGAAUAUGUAUGGCGUGUUUCUAAAACUGGAGGGGAUCAAAUUAGGUUGACAGAGGCUGAAGCUACAGGCUAUUGGGGUGCUAAUGUGUUCCUAACUACGGGAAAUAGGAGUGGUCCCUGGAGCCUUACUCAGCGAGCAGCUUUCUGGGCUGGGGGCUUUGAUUCAAAGGAGAGAGGAGAGCCUCUAGUUCUGAGGGGAGGCAUGAAUCAGAUAAUGGAAAAUGUGCAGAAGGCAGCUUGUUUGCAAAUGGUCUAUGAUAGAGAACUGAAACAUCAUUUUGAAUCGCCCCUUUCUCUCUUGGUGGACCCAAAGCGAAUGACUCCUUUGGUCAGGGGGCUUCCUGACUCCCUUAAGAUGAAAGGCAUCCAGCUUCAAAAGGAGAUAGCUGACACCCCACUUACCUCCCGAAUACAAGCUACUCUGAGGGAGAACUUAACACCCGGGAGGAACCAGCCUGAUGGCAGACAAUGGACCUGGGAGGAGGUGGCAAGAGAGCUAUUAGAUUAUGCCAGGCAGUAUGGGGUGCCUGAGGAAGUUCAUAAGCCUGAGCCUAGAGGCUUGAGGCAUGUGGAAAUUAAUCACCCACUGCCAAGUGCAGAUCCCCGGAGCCAGAUGCUUCGAAUCCCCAAGCGACACUCGACUGGGGGAAGGGAGCAUCUGAAUACUAUGCAAUAG